AUGAUAGUUAUAAGCUUUAAUAACAUUAUGAACGAAGCGGAAGCCUUAAUCUUGGAGUUUGCCGGGAAUGGUAUUGAAAUGCAUCCACGUAAUGAUGCCCCAGCUAGAAUAUUAAAUUAUUAUGAAGAAGUUGUACCAAAUUAUACCGAUUACGAAUUUUAUUCUCACUUUCGGAUGUCACGAGAAUCUGUAGAGUCUACGGCUCACUUGAUAUUUCAAGUAAUUAUCGACAUAGUGACUAAUCUCUUGCCCCAGUUCGUUCGUUGGCCUGAUGCAAAUGGAUGCGAAGUUAUUGAAGCUGGCUUUCUUUCGAAGCCACAGGGGUUUCCCGGAAUUAUUGGAGCAAUUGAUGGAUGUCAUAUUGAAAUUUUGCAACCACCAGGUAACGCUAACGAUUAUUAUAAUCGAAAAGAGAAACAUUCCAUAAUAUUACAAGACAAUGGUCAUCUCACUAGACGUCAAGUCAAUUAUAAUAUCAAACAUGCGUCAUCUCGAUCAAUAAUCGAGCGUGCGUUUGGGUUAUUAAAAGGCAAAUUUCGUAGACUACAAUACUUAAACGUUAAGUCUGUUGAAAUGGCCAUCAAAAUGGUUUCUGCAGCAUGUACUUUGCACAAUUUCAUUUUAAUUCAAGGAGAUGUAAAUGUUGGAAACAAUUUUCCAGGCCAAAAUAUUAAUAAUAAUAAUAUUGAUAACAAUGAUGCAAUGGAAAUUGAUGUAAAUGUAGAAGAGGAAAAUGAAAAUGCCGAUGCGACUGAUUACGUUGUUUAUAGGCCUCCGUCAAAUCGUUCAUUUUUUGUGUCCAAAUUGAAAGAUUUUCUUUUUGAAGAUUUUGGCAUUGUUCAAGAUACAUACUUAGACGAAGAAUUUGAUAAGUUCAGGACUUCAUCGCUUACGUCUGCAGGCAUACUUCAUAAGUGGUCUUCAUAUUACCAAAUUUUUUUGAUAAAGCAUCCGCAGAAAAUAUCAGAUUUUGUUUUUCAAAUUCGGCUGAUAUUUCACGCCACAAAAUAUUUCAUAAAUUAA
This is a messenger RNA of Cotesia congregata, 1023 nucleotides long. NCBI's taxonomy places the organism in Eukaryota, Metazoa, Arthropoda, Insecta, Hymenoptera, Braconidae. The record is from the annotation of a GenBank genome assembly.